Molecule: messenger RNA, 2494 nt
Organism: Myripristis murdjan (pinecone soldierfish)
Lineage: Eukaryota; Metazoa; Chordata; Actinopteri; Holocentriformes; Holocentridae
Gene: slc31a1
Product: solute carrier family 31 member 1
Exons: 5
Coding region: 243-848 (201 amino acids)
Biological process (GO): copper ion transmembrane transport
Cellular component (GO): membrane
Molecular function (GO): copper ion transmembrane transporter activity
Source: RefSeq, a predicted model, not a curated record
CCGUAGUGACGUCGGCGCUUUGUGACCCGGAAGUGGCAGAGAAGCUCGGGCUCGGUGGAGAAGUGGAAGAACAGGAAAACACUCUCUCUCUCUCUCUCUCUUUUUCUUUCUCUUUCUUUCUUUUGUUUUUUUCCCCGCCGAGACGGAGCGGCAGCUAGAAGACAAAGCGAGGAUUACCCGUCACUGCGCUCCUCACUCGUCCCUUCUCUUCUUCUCCUGCCAAGGCAACUGCAGCCCCGGCAAUGGAGCACUCCCACAUGAAUCACAGCGCCAUGGCGAUGGACCACACCCACCAUCAUCACCCCGCACCGCAAGCCCCGCCCACCGUGGCGGCCGCCGGCCACGCCCACGGAGCCGCAGGGCAUGACGAUCGCUGUGGAGGCCAUGGAGACCAUGGAGGAAUGCGGAUGACGUUCUACUUCGGCGUGGAGAACGUGGAGCUGCUGUUCACCGGGCUGCUCAUCAACUCGCCCGGCGAGAUGGUGGGCGCCUGCAUCGGCGUCUUCCUGUUGGCCAUUUUCUACGAGGGGCUGAAGAUCGGGCGCGAGGCGCUGCUGCGCCGCAACCAGGUCAACAUCCGCUACAACUCCAUGCCGCUCCCAGGGGCUGAUGGGACGGUGCUGAUGGAGACGCACAAGACCGUCGGGCAGCGGAUGUUAAGCCCCGCCCACUUCCUGCAGACGCUGCUGCACAUCAUCCAGGUGGUGGUCAGCUACUUCCUCAUGCUCGUCUUCAUGACCUACAACGCCUACCUGUGCAUCGCUGUGGCGGCGGGCGCCGGCGCCGGCUACUUCCUGUUCAGCUGGCGCAAGGCGGUGGUGGUGGACAUCACCGAGCACUGCCACUAGCCAAUCAGGAGGCAGGAUCACGCUGACAUCACUAAUACCCACCAAUGUAGAGUUACUAACAAUGUUAGCUAGACACUUUCUUUUAGCUGCUAACAUGCUAGCCACACCGCUAUGGUUACCAUGGUAACGGGUUAGCAAGAACAUGCACAAGCAUAUAAGACUACAAAUCCCACAAUCCCUCUUUGCGAUGGACUACAAUCAUGAUUUUUGUGAGAUUAGCUUAUUGUUGUUUUUUUUCCCCCUUAUCCACCCGCUUCCUGUCAGCCAAUCAGAGCCCAGGCAGCGUCUGAUUGGCUCAGGCGGCGCCGCUCCUCGUGACAUCACAAGUGGAUUUUGGCAUGUGCCGAAAACUGACAACUGACCCGUCAAUCAAAUCAAUCACCUGAUCAUCAAACCGAUUUCCAUUACAGUUCUGACUAAAAAAAAAAAACACAAAAAAUCACGUAAAUAUUUUCACUUCCUGUUUUCUGCCUUAAACACCCCGCCUUUUGCCUUAACGCCGCAGCUAGCCUGUAGCUAGCUAGCCGGGACAAGCUAAUGAGGGAAGUGAAGGCCAGUACCAGCGCCGUUCCGGGUUUUCUUCUUUGGUGGUGCUGAAACUGCACCGGCCGAAACACCAACACCUGCUGAAGUUUUUUACGUUUUCAGAAAUGAGUCGCGUGGCGUGGCGUCGCGUCACAUUACGUUAUGUGGCGUGGCGUGGCGUGGCGUCGCGUCAUGUGGCGUGGCGUGGUGUCAUGUGGCGACGCCACGCCACAUGCCACGUGGCUCUGUGUUCAUUCUGCCUCAAGGUGGAUGUUUGUUUGUUUCUGUGUCUUAAGAACAGCAGACACACUGGGAAACCUGGGCUCGUUUUUGCGUUUCUUUUUGUUUCUUUUCACUGAAAGUCAAACUUGAAAAAAUGUUUUUUGUCUGUCUGUCUGUCUGCCUGCCUGUUUGUCUGGUUGUGAUUAAUUGUGAUUAUUUUUUGAUGUUUUCGAUUCACCCCGAGAAGAGGGCGGAGCUUGCUGAACAGACCAAUCAGGUCGCAGGGAGACGGCUCACAUGGGACAGGAUGUAGUUUUUAAAAUACAUCCAAAAGAACCAUUUUUAAAAAUCUGAUUUCAUGAUUUCAUGAAUAUGUUUGCAGAUUCCAUUUUUCAUGUUUAUUGUGUUCAGCUGAAGUGAAGCUCAGCAACAAACUUUCAGUGUUUUUCUGUUUUUAUGUCAGAAAAUGCUGCUUUAUUUUGUAGGGUUAAUUUUUUAUUUUUAUUUUAAUUUGAAAAAUUUUUUGACAGCCAUCAUGUUUUUGUUUUUUUUCCUGGUGUAGCUGUUCUUUUCACAAUAAAACUAUCUCCUUUCUCAAUAAAAGUCUCCUGUCACAGUAAAAAUACUGUUUCUAAAUAAAAGCCUCGUUUCUCGUUAACAGGGCGUUUUCUCGUUAAGGGGCCAAAGCUAACGAGCUCGUCUCCGCCUUCACGGUGUGAAUGGGAAGCUGUUAACGUGUGUGAUGAUGUGAUGAUGUCGUGAUGAUGUCGUGAUGAUGUCAGUCUGUGAAGGAAAGUGUUUGACCAAUAAAGAAAAUAUGUAGAAAAAAUGGGGAAAGUGAACUGUUGUGAUGCUGCAGGAGUCGAGAAACACAAAGACAAAUAAAGUUUUGAAGGACA